AUGGUGGCCGUGACCGAGGGGGAGGCGGCGGUGGCGUGGGAAGCCGGAAAAGAAUUGACCCUUGAAGAAAUCGAAGUGCUGCCGCCUCGUGCCCACGAGGUGCGUAUUGCUAUUCAUUACACCGGCGUCUGUCAUACGGAUGCAUAUACGCUUUCAGGAAAAGAUCCAGAGGGCGUCUUUCCCUCCAUCCUUGGCCACGAGGGCGCCGGUAUCGUCGAAUCCAUAGGACCUGACGUGACUUCUGUCCAACCUGGGGAUCAUGUAGUCGCGCUUUAUAUACCUGAAUGCAAAGAGUGCAAAUUUUGUAAAUCCGGGAAGACAAAUCUUUGUAGCAAAAUUCGCGCGACUCAAGGAAAGGGUGUUAUGCCAGAUGGUACGUCACGAUUCCGAUGUCGAGGCCAGGAUAUAUUGCAUUAUAUGGGCACCUCGACCUUUUCCCAAUAUACAGUGGUCGCUGAUAUCUCGGUGGUAUCCCUCCCCCGCAUAGCUCCCAUGGACCGGACCUGUUUACUGGGUUGUGGUAUAACUACCGGUUAUGGAGCUGCGAUUGAGACCGCCAAAAUAGAGCAAGGUUCUACCGUGGGCAUCUUCGGUGCUGGCUGCGUCGGGCUCUCGGUGGUUCAAGGAGCCGUCAAGAGCAAGGCUAGUCGCAUUAUUGUCAUCGACAUUAAUCCUGAUAAGAAGGGCUGGGCCGAGAAGUUUGGAGCGACUGACUUCCUCAAUCCAACCGAGCUUAAAAACCAGACAAUAGUGGAGAAGCUCAUAGAGAUGACAGAUGGAGGCUGUGAUUACACAUUUGAUUGUACGGGAAAUGUGGGCGUGAUGCGUGCGGCUCUCGAAGCGUGUCACAAGGGUUGGGGACAGAGUAUUAUAAUAGGCGUUGCCGCAGCUGGUCAAGAAAUUUCCACUCGACCAUUCCAGCUCGUUACCGGACGCGUUUGGAAAGGAUGUGCUUUUGGCGGAAUCAAGGGCCGCAGCCAGCUUCCAGAUUUAGUAGAGGAUUACCUGCAGGGAAAUUUAAAAGUAGAUGAAUUCAUUACCCACAGAAUGAAGUUCAGUGGAAUUAAUGAGGUAUUUGAUGUAUUAAAACGUGGUGAAUGUAUUCGCUGUGUUGUUGACAUGAGAGAGACGUAA
Blumeria graminis f. sp. triticale is the source of this 1134-nucleotide messenger RNA. Lineage: Eukaryota; Fungi; Ascomycota; Leotiomycetes; Helotiales; Erysiphaceae. The record is from the annotation of a GenBank genome assembly.